AUGGAGGCCACUUCCCAGAACUCCACUGACUUCAUCCUCCUGGGCUUUACUGUCCACCGGACCCUACCGGGGCUGAUCUUCACUGUGGUUUUCUCCAUCUUUGUGGUGGCUGUCGUGGCAAAUGUGGUCAUGGUGCUGCUCAUCCACUUGGACCCCCAACUGCACACACCCAUGUACUUCCUGCUCAGCCAGCUCUCCCUCAUGGACACGGUCUACAUCUGUGUCACAGUUCCCAAGCUGCUCCAGGACCUGCUGUCUGAACAGAGGACCAUCUCCUUUCUGGGCUGUGCAGUCCAGAUCUUCCUCUACGUGACCCUGAUCGGGGCAGAGUUCUUCCUGCUGGGCCUCAUGGCCUAUGACCGCUACGUGGCUGUGUGCAGCCCCUUGCGCUACCCGGUGAUCAUGAGCCACAGGGUCUGCCUGUACAUGGCGCUGGGCUCCUGGCUGGGCGGCUCCCUGGACGGCUUCAUGCUGACGCCCGUCACCAUGAGUUUCCCCUACUGUGCAUCCCGGCAGAUCAACCACUUCUUCUGUGAGAUCCCAGCCGUGCUACGGCUGUCCUGCAUGGACACAUCGCUGUAUGAGACCCUGAUGUAUGCGUGCUGCAUGCUGAUGCUGCUGGUGCCCAUCUCCAUCAUUGCUGUGUCCUACACACGCAUCCUGCUCACCGUGCAUGGCAUGACCUCAGCGGAAGGUCGGCGCCGAGCCUGGGCCACCUGCUCCUCGCACGUCCUGGUGGUGAGCAUUUUCUAUGGGGCAGCCUUCUACACCAACGUGCUCCCCCACUCCUACCACACGCCUGAGCAUGACAAGGCGGUGUCCGCCUUCUACACCAUCCUCACGCCCAUGCUUAACCCGCUCAUCUACAGCCUGAGGAACAGGGAUGUGGCCGCAGCUCUGAGGCGGGUCCUGGGGAAAUCCACCUCUCCCCAAAGAGUCAGGGUCAGGCCAGACCCAGGGGAAGCCAGGGGGCCCACAGGAGCCGGAUGA
This is a messenger RNA of Heterocephalus glaber (naked mole-rat), 990 nucleotides long. Its product is annotated as olfactory receptor 2T2-like. Gene Ontology annotation, biological process: G protein-coupled receptor signaling pathway. Gene Ontology annotation, molecular function: olfactory receptor activity; G protein-coupled receptor activity. Gene Ontology annotation, cellular component: membrane. Lineage: Eukaryota; Metazoa; Chordata; Mammalia; Rodentia; Bathyergidae. The record is from RefSeq and is a predicted model, not a curated record.